Melampsora larici-populina 98AG31 is the source of this 794-nucleotide messenger RNA. RefSeq lists its product as uncharacterized. Bases 90 to 767 code for a protein of 225 amino acids. The transcript has 5 exons. The record is from RefSeq and is a predicted model, not a curated record. Gene Ontology annotation, biological process: protein targeting to ER. NCBI's taxonomy places the organism in Eukaryota, Fungi, Basidiomycota, Pucciniomycetes, Pucciniales, Melampsoraceae. Gene Ontology annotation, cellular component: signal peptidase complex; membrane.
AAAUCAAGAAAUCAACUCAAAGAACAUUCAUAUCAAACCGAUUCCUAACUCAACCUCAAUCAAUCCAUCAAUCCAUCAAACCAUCAAACAUGGCAGCAUCAAAACGAAAAGGAAAAUCAUCACUUCCACCUUCUUCACCUUCUAAAGCUUCUGAAAUCAAACCUGAUGCUGAUUCAGAUCUUGAUGAAUCAGUUGAAUUUGAACAAGAACAAGUUGUUCCUGUAAAGGUCAAUAAUGGUUCUAUUACCGAAUUGAAAAACGCUCUUGAUGAUAGUACCAAAGUACACUUGACUAAAAAUCAUAAUUUUAUUGAAGAUCAUAGUCAUGAUGAUAUUAAACUUACUUUAGGAUGGGUGAGUAGUUUGUUAGCUGGUGCUGUUAGUUUUGCUGGAUGGCAUUAUGGAUGGGAAAAAACUCAGGGUUAUACUCUUUAUGUGGUAGUUGUGUAUUGGAUUAUUGCAACUAUUGCAUUGGUACAUGCUACGUUUGUUCAAAAACAAAUUAUUUAUGUUGGAAGAAGAGCCUCUAUGAAUGAUAAAUCAACAUUUGAACGGAUUACGAUUUCAACUGAAUCUACUAGUUAUGAUCCGAUUUAUAAAGUUAACUUGGAUUAUGAAAUUCCUAAAAAGAAUGGAAUUAAAAAGUAUCAAACCGAUUUGAAACCUCAUUAUAAAGAUUUUUUUGAUGUCGAUGGAACUUUGAUGGAAUCUAUUUGGAAUUCUUAUCUUGAUGGAAUUUUAAAAACUGCUAUUUCGAAAGCUAAUUAAUCUACCCAAACCCCACUUUUCAUCUUG